CGUUUCCUUUUUAGCAUUUAUCGAGAGAGAAGUGUAAAAUGUACAGUUACUCUUUUCUCUCACUCACGAUUGCGGAGCCAAAAAGUAGAAAGAAUACAAAAUAAUACAGUGAAUACUUACUGAUUCCUAUAUACCACCAUCAACAACAACACAGAAGCUAGAAAAAGAGAUAUUUCUUUUUGUUUCUCUCAAGAGAAAAAACUCCUUUUCUAAGUUUUUAACAGAUUAAAAAGGGGUUUCCUUUCUGCUGUUUUAAUCAAUCGAAACUCAAACCAAUUAACAAACCCAAACCCCUUUUUUUUUCUUAACUAUUCUCAGAUCCACUGGAGAGGUUUGGGUAUUAAUUAAAUAAAUAAUGGAAAGAAGUGUACUUGGAAGAAGAACCGAAGGAGAAUAACGAGAACCAGAAGACUAUGACAAUUUCUGUUCUCUGUACUUUACAGUUGUUUUUAUUGAUUGAAUGGUUUUUUAGUUGUUGUAAAGAGAUAUAGAGAGUGCUUUUUAUUCUGAUUUCAUACUACAGAAAAAAGUUGUUAGAGAGAAGAAGGUAUGGAGAUGGAGAUGGAGAUGGAGAGAAGAGGUAUGGAAAUGGAUAGUGAGAACCACCAGGUUGGGUCUGUAUUGACAGGUGAUACUAGAGGAAAACAUAGGAUUCUUGCUGAACUUAAAAGACUUGAACAAGAAACUCGAUCUUUGGAGGAAGAACUGGAAGAACUCGAGAAAACAGAGAAAGUCUCUGCAGCAUGCAGGGAAUUGUUGCUUAACGUAGACGCUAGACCAGACCCACUUCUCCCAGAAAUGCAUGGCCCAGCAAAUCCAUUCUGGGAUAGGUGGUUUGAAGGACCUCCAAACUCACAAGGUUGUAGAUGCUGGGUACUCUGAAUCACAUUCUUCUGGAGAUUUUAAAUCCCAUUCUCCAUCUAUUAGCCUAUAUAGGCUCAAAGGAUUAUUUUUCCUCGUCUUUUUUAUUUCUCCUUUUCCUUUCCGAUAUUUGGGAGUGAAAGAUUGUUUAUUGAGGCAAGUGUAGGGUUUGAUACAUUCGUAAAUAUUAAGUGUAAUGCCAUUGUGAUUUAUGCACAAAGAUGAAGAAUUUUUUCCAUAAAAUCAAAAUGAAAAUACAAGUUGUUCUUUCACAAGAAA
Messenger RNA from Papaver somniferum (opium poppy), 1140 nucleotides. RefSeq names its product guanine nucleotide-binding protein subunit gamma 1-like. The record is from RefSeq and is a predicted model, not a curated record. The transcript is spliced from 4 exons. NCBI's taxonomy places the organism in Eukaryota, Viridiplantae, Streptophyta, Magnoliopsida, Ranunculales, Papaveraceae. Gene Ontology annotation, biological process: G protein-coupled receptor signaling pathway. Bases 550 to 882 code for a protein of 110 amino acids.